Molecule: messenger RNA, 2098 nt
Organism: Ostrinia nubilalis (European corn borer)
Lineage: Eukaryota; Metazoa; Arthropoda; Insecta; Lepidoptera; Crambidae
Exons: 9
Coding region: 140-2098 (652 amino acids)
Biological process (GO): receptor localization to non-motile cilium; non-motile cilium assembly
Cellular component (GO): non-motile cilium; ciliary membrane
Molecular function (GO): GTP binding; GTPase activity
Source: RefSeq, a predicted model, not a curated record
AUCGCCAUUGGAAACCGUUGUGUCAACAAAACUUUUUUGUUUACGAAUGUCGUGUGUCGAGAAAUUCAAAGUCAAUUUGAAUUUGCCAUGUGAAAAGUGUGAGGAACUUGGAAAAUAUCGUGUAUUUUAUUAGUUUGUGAUGGGUAAUUGUAUGGCGAGCGUUUUCCGGCGGCGGCGUGUUCGCCGUCAUAUAGUUUUGAUUUUGAUCGGCCUGGACAACGCUGGGAAGACGAAGACUGUAAAUAACCUGGCCGGCGAGAGAGACGACAAGGUUCUGCCCACAGUGGGCUUUAAGGCUGUGAAUUUAAUACAUAAAGAUACACCUGUGACUAUAUACGACCUUGGGGGAGGGCCACAUUUUCGCCAGAUAUGGUCUCAGUACUACAGCGAGGUACAUGGUGUGAUAUUUGUUAUCGACUCGAGCGAUUUUUCACGGUUGGACGAAUGCAGAGUUGUGUUGGAAGAGGUUUUAUCGCACGACAAAAUAUCAGGUAAACCGGUUCUGGUGCUGGCGAACAAACAGGACAAGACUGGAGCUCUAGACGACAUAGAUGUGGUCGAAAAACUCAACAUUGAACCUUUGGUGAACAAAUACCGCUGCCCAACCCUCGUGGAAUCCUACAGCGCACAGACCCUAGAACAGUCCAAAAAAGCCAAAAUUGACCCCGGACUCCGCAAGGGCUACCAAUGGCUCCUAAACUACAUCAUACGGCGUUACGGCGACAUAAACUUACGAGUGCAAACCGACAUACACGCUGACUUAGAGCGCCGUAAGCGAAUGAUGACCAAAGCCUCCAAUAGAGCCUCCCAGACCUUUACGGCAGUCAGCGAUGACAUAGCAACGCAAACGGGCUUCGAAAACCCGAAUUUCGAUCCCAAAUCGCCGGACAUUGACAAUAUAGAGCGUGAGAAAGAUCUGGAACGCGGUGUUAUUAUAGUAAAGCCUAUAACGAACAGCGUUGAUACUACUAUGACUAUAGAAAGCAUGGAUUCUGAUAAUACUAGUGCCAAGCCGAAGCUGUCGCCUUUGUUUGGACGAGCCAGUAAUAGCACGGUUGAGACGGUAAGGAUAGAAUUGGAGUCGAGGAAUGAGUAUAGGAAGCUCUCUCCGAUCGUGAGGAAGAAGUCUGGGAAUCAACACAUCGAUUUUAUGAACAGACCGCAGUCCAGCCCCACUUUUAAGAAGAAUUCUAAUAAGACGGAUUCAACCAGCAAAAACUCCUCGUACGUGGAGGAUGAAUCCAAAGAGCAGUACCCGGCCAUGGAUCGCAAUGCCACCUGGGACGGGACGGUAACGAAGCACCGCGUCUUGGUCAACGACGUUGAACUCUCACAGAUGCACCGGGAGAUCGUGCUGACUGAACGGGACUACACCAGCAAGACGGCUUCUUCAGAAGUGGUGCUGCACGCGUCCACGCUGCCGCUGAGCGCGCGGCCCGCGUCGGCGUCGCAGCUGGUGCGGCGCCAGCUGGAGAUCUCCGCGCAGCACAAGCGCCGGCUGAGCUUGCGAUACUACACCAGCAAGCCGGCCUCCUCGGAGGUGGUGCUGCCCGCGUCCACGCUGCCGCUGAGCGCGCGGCCCGCGUCGGCGUCGCAGCUGGUGCGGCGCCAGCUGGAGGUCUCCGCGCAGCACAAGCGCCGGCUGAGCUUGCGAUACUACACCAGCAAGCCGGCCUCCUCGGAGGUGGUGCUGCACGCGUCCACGCUGCCGCUGAGCGCGCGGCCCGCGUCGGCGUCGCAGCUGGUGCGGCGCCAGCUGGAGAUCUCCGCGCAGCACAAGCGCCGGCUGAGCUUGCGAUACUACACCAGCAAGCCGGCCUCCUCGGAGGUGGUGCUGCCCGCGUCCACGCUGCCGCUGAGCGCGCGGCCCGCGUCGGCGUCGCAGCUGGUGCGGCGCCAGCUGGAGGUCUCCGCGCAGCACAAGCGCCGGCUGAGCUUGCGAUACUACACCAGCAAGCCGGCCUCUUCAGAGGUGGUGCUGCACGCGUCGACGCUGCCGCUGAGCGCGCGGCCCGCGUCGGCGUCGCAGCUGGUGCGGCGCCAGCUGGAGGUCUCCGCGCAGCACAAGCGCCGGCUGAGCUUGCGAUGUGAGUACUGA